This is a messenger RNA of Siniperca chuatsi (mandarin fish), 2070 nucleotides long. It is a transcript of the gene brd7, whose product is annotated as bromodomain containing 7. The record is from RefSeq and is a predicted model, not a curated record. NCBI's taxonomy places the organism in Eukaryota, Metazoa, Chordata, Actinopteri, Centrarchiformes, Sinipercidae. Bases 111 to 1964 code for a protein of 617 amino acids. Gene Ontology annotation, cellular component: nucleus. Gene Ontology annotation, biological process: regulation of transcription by RNA polymerase II. The transcript has 17 exons.
CCGGCAGGUGGCGCUGGGGAUCCUGCAUUGCUCUGCGCAGUUUCCCAUGUAGUCCUUCCGCCACCACAGAGAUCAGAGAGAGCAACCGUUGCCAGACCACAAUACAAACAAUGGGCAAGAAGCACAAAAAACACAAGUCCGACAAACACGGAUAUGAAGAGUACGGAGAGAGACCACUGAAGUUGGUGUUGAAAGUGUCUGGAAACGAAGUGACGACGGGAAGCUCGAGUCUGGACACUUUUUACGACGAACAGCCGGCGGACUAUGACAAACCCAAGGACAAGAAGAAGAAAAAGAAGAAGGAUAAAGAGAGAAGCUUUGGAUCCCCAGAGGAUGAUAGAGGAAAGAAAAAGAUGACAAAGAAGAAGAAAGGACAUGAUGCAGAUGUAGAUGAUGACCGAGAACAGAGCAGAACUCCUAUACGUUCAGAGCUGGAUAAAUUGGAAGAAAAGGAACAGACUCCUCUGCAGGAAGCUUUGAACCAGCUCAUCAGGCAGCUCCAAAGGAAAGAUCCCAGUGCAUUCUUCUCGUUUCCGGUGACAGACUUCAUUGCUCCAGCCUACUCUUCGAUUAUCAAACGGCCAAUGGACUUCAGUACAAUGAAGGACAAAGUAAAGAAAGAGUACUACCAGUCGCUGGAUGAACUCAAGGUGGAUUUCAGGAUCAUGUGUGAAAACGCCAUGAUUUACAACAAACCUGAGACGAUAUACCAUAAAGCAGCUCGAAAACUGUUACACUCUGGAAUGAAGAUCUUGAGCCAGGAAAGGCUGGAGAGCCUGAAGCAGAGCAUAGAGUUCAUGUCCGGCCUCGACCCUUCUGCCAAACAGCCAGGGAAGUCUGAGGAACAAGGGGGCACCAGCCUGGACCAGAAGAGAGAGGGACCCACAGACACCAGCGAGAGCUCCCAGACACCCAGCACACCCAGACAGGACAAGGACUCCAAGGAUGAAGCGGCAAAGGCAGAGAAAGAGCUUGAGGAAAUCCGCAAGGUCAUCGAGGAAUCUGGAGGAAAGCUGUCCAACAGAGUGCUGCAGUGUGAUUUGGAGUUUGCAAGGCGGAAGUCUGAUGGCUCCACCACUCUGGCGAUCCUCAACCCAGCAGAUCCAUCAGUGGGAGAUGUUGGUUACUGUCCUGUGAAACUGGGCAUGAUGUCCAAUCGGCUGCAGAGCGGUGUGAACACCCUGCAGGGCUUCAGGGAGGACAAGAGGAACCGGAUUACUCCAGUGUCCUACCUCAACUACGGGCCGUUCACCUCCUACGCACCCACCUACGACUCCAGCUUCGCCAACAUCAGCAAGGACGAUUCUGACCUCAUCUACUGUUCCUAUGGCGAGGAGUCCAGUCUGCAGGGCUCAGACAGCUUGUCAGAGUUCCUGGCCAAAUCAGACGAGUAUGUGUAUAAACUGGCAGACAAUCUUCUGGAUGCAAUGACGAACGGAGAGCAUUCAAAAACCCUGAAGGAGACAGAGCCACAGGUGGAGGAGGCAACAAAUACCCAAGAGGACAAGGAUGACAUGGAGGUAGCUGAGCCCGAAGCAUCCAACUGCAACAGGCUCGACUUCUUGCACUCUGCUGCAGGCCUGCAGAUGGCUGAGGAGCUCUCUGGGGAGGCCCUGCACUUCCAGCAGAAACUGGACGAGACUACAAAGCUCCUGCGCGACUUGCAGGAAGCACAGAAGGAGCGUCUGAGCGCCAAGCAGCCACCUAACAUGAUUUGUUUGCUGGCCCCGACUGCCAAGGAGCUGGAGCUGGCUGAGAAGGUGACUGGGAACCUGGCUGAGCUGACUGGUCAAGUGGCCCCAUGUGACGUCAGCAGCGUCUACGGCAUCAGGAGGGCCAUGGGCAUCGCUGUACCUCCAGAACCACCUGAGCCCUUCAUUGACCUCACUACAGUGCAGGAGAUGGCUGAACCAAUGGAGACCUUGUCCAGUUGUCAGGAUACGGUUCCAGUCGUCGCUGUAUAAUGAAAUUCCAACCAUCCCUACAGUUUAAUAACUUAAGUUUUGUACAAAAGGUCCUUUUUGUGACAUUUGUAUGCAUUUAAAUCAAUAAACCCUUUUUUAUAUAAAA